AUGUAUCUCAAAUCCCUCCUCCUGACCACCCUCCUCACCACCUCCGUCUCGGCCUCCGCCUUCGCCAGCCCCGACGAAAUCGCCGACAUCAUCUCCGGCGCGGGUGACGCUGCCAAUACCGCCGUUGCCGGCGGCGAGUCAGUCGCCAACAACGUCCACGAGGCUGCCACGAGCAUCGCCUCGGAGGGCGCCGACGCCGCCUCCACUCUGACCUCCAAGGGUGCCGACGCCGUCGCCUCCGCCACCGCCAAGGGCGAAUCGAUCGCAUCCGACGCCUCCUCCAAGGGCGAGUCCUUCGCCUCGGACGCCUCCUCCAAGGGCGACUCUAUCGCGUCCGACGCUUCCUCCGUCGGGUCCGAAGCUUCCUCCCGCAUCCACGAAGUGACCACCACCGACAGCGACGGCAAGCCGACCACCUCCACGAGCGUGGGCCCCAAGGAGACCGGCGCCGAAGCCACCGAGUCGGCCUCGCCGUCCAACUCUGACUCCGCGGGAUCGACUCCCUCCGGCAGCGAGGCCGCCGGUAAUGCCCAGGCCACGGUCGGCUUGGGCGUCGCUGGUGUGGCCGGCCUGCUGGGUGUGAUGGCCGUGCUGUAA
Messenger RNA from Aspergillus candidus, 597 nucleotides. Its product is annotated as putative GPI anchored protein. Lineage: Eukaryota; Fungi; Ascomycota; Eurotiomycetes; Eurotiales; Aspergillaceae. Bases 1 to 597 code for a protein of 198 amino acids. The transcript has a single exon. The record is from RefSeq and is a predicted model, not a curated record.